AAAAAGGAAUGAUUCUUCUGUUUUUCUUGCAGUAUUGCUGUUAAUUCGAACAACUAGAUUCGAAAUGGAGUGCUUACUAUACGUCUAUCUUCUAGGAAUAUUGUUUUCCUUGUCGAUGGCCCUCGAAGUUUCUCACUUCUAUAUUUGCUCAACUGAUUACGUAGCAAGGGAACGUAAUUUCCUCUGCCACACAGCCAAUUUUAAGUUGGUAUCGUUGCCACCCAAAGGGGAUGAAUUUUUCGACUGCUGCUUCCAAACAAGUGAAUGGAUGGACCGAGGCAGCAAAGAGUUGAAAACGAAUAAAUUCGUCAGCGACAUGAAGAAGUAUGGCUUCGAUAAACGUAAGGCCAUUGAGAAAGUGGUACAAAGCUGCAAGACUGAAAUGGGAGACAAAAUAAACGGUUGGGCGUACUUUCGGUGUUUCGUGAUGGAUCGGAAAAUUUCAAAUGGAUUCAAAAAAAUGUUGGAGAAAAAAGAGAGACGGUUUUUCACCGAAAAACCCUUUUGUAAGUGAGGUUGAUGUGAUUGAGAAUAUGAUGGAAAUAAAAUGGAGUCUGCUUUUUUGAGAGCUACUUAUCUAGACAAAACAGAAA
Messenger RNA from Aedes aegypti (yellow fever mosquito), 593 nucleotides. RefSeq lists its product as uncharacterized. The record is from RefSeq and is a predicted model, not a curated record. The transcript has 2 exons. Lineage: Eukaryota; Metazoa; Arthropoda; Insecta; Diptera; Culicidae. Gene Ontology annotation, molecular function: odorant binding. Bases 65 to 514 code for a protein of 149 amino acids.